GGAUGUUCUUUCCUUCUCUCUCUCUCUUGAGGCCGAGAGUCCGAGACCCUCUUUUGUCUCUCAGUCAGUUCCACGAUAUCUGAUCAGGGAGUGGAGUAACCAGCAAGAUCGUGACUAAUUGCCGUCUCGGACGAAAAUACCCUUUGCUCCAUGUUCGAAUUGCGAGGCUCUGUAUAAAUUUCUCAGAUAGUUUUGAUUUUUUGAAUUGCCCUCUGUCUUCCAUUAAAACCCUAACCUGCGUUUCUCUUCUUCCACGGUGAACCCUUUUCUUCGCUAUCUAGGGUUUUAAGAAGAUCCCAAGAUAACUUCUUCAGCUGAGGAUCAAGGACUCUCAUGCUUGCAGUGACUCUGGUGGAGACCUUUCCUACAAUCACUGGUAGCCAGGUUAACAAAUGAUCCUAGCCACUAGAUCCAGCAUGCACUGUUGAUAAUUUAUGUUGUCUUUCUCACCCUAUUAGGCACAAGACAAUGAUUGUAACAAAGCAAUAUCGUUGCAUGCACUCGACAAGCUGUGUAUGCACUAAAGGUCACCUUAAUGAAGAUGUGAUUUACCUGGUUUUUCAACAAUUGAAUUGGAAUCCUAGAUUGAUAGCCACCCUAUCUUGUGUAUGCAAAUGGUUUGAUGACAUUGCAAAGCGGGUGCUAUGGAAAGAGUUCUGCCGCACACGAGCCCCUAAGAUGAUGCUUGAUUUGCAAUCUAGUGGGAGUCACAGUGUUGAUGGGAACUGGAAGGCACUUGGGAAACUGCUCAUUUACUGUUCAGGGUGCAAGAAGGGUGGCCUUUUUAAAAGCAUUCACAUGAAUCACAUCCCUGGCCACUUUGUCUACAGGACUCGGUUUUCUAGGACAUCAGGGAAAAGCUUUCUUUUACCCCAAUGCAGAACAGAUGUUUUAUAUGUCUCUGACCCCUGUGAACAUCUUGACCAGGGGGAGGAGGGUGAUGUGGGAUUCUUCCGUGGUGUUUUCAUGUCAUUUUCAGUUUCAAGAGUUCGAAAGAUGCUGAUAGAUAGGGAGGCCAAGCUUCACCCAACAGAAGUGUGCCCAUAUUGCAAGGCAAAGCUAUGGAGCAUGCUACAGGCCAAAAUGAUACCACGCAGUGCAUGUGACAGAUUGGGCUCUUAUGAAGAUUGCAUUGAGUAUUAUGUAUGCCUUAAUGGACACAUGCUUGGGAUCUGCACCCUUCUGCCCUUGUCUGAUUCAGAGGAGGCUUCUGAGUUGGAGUGAUUUUUAAAAUUGGAACAUGAUUUCCAUCAUCUUAAGUUUGGAAUAUCUUCUUAUUGCCAUGGAAGUUACUUGGACGUGGAUGAGAGAAACUGUUAAAGCUGUUAAAUUAUUGUCAACACUCUGUAGGGCACAGGAUUGUUAGUCACAUUAUUCUCCAUGUUUGGCUAUUAUGCCCUAAGCUUUUCCAGACAAACAUGACACUUGAAAUUAAAGGGGCAGCUGUUGUUAUUGACCUCUUCCCAUCGUCAAGUAUUUAUACCGUCUUAUCAUGAACAUUGUAAUCUAUUUGUACAUUGUAUGACCUACAUGUGUAUGUGAAUUGCAGCUUGUUCGUCCACAUUAAUCCA
This is a messenger RNA of Nelumbo nucifera (sacred lotus), 1571 nucleotides long. RefSeq names its product EID1-like F-box protein 2. Gene Ontology annotation, molecular function: protein binding. The record is from RefSeq and is a predicted model, not a curated record. Lineage: Eukaryota; Viridiplantae; Streptophyta; Magnoliopsida; Proteales; Nelumbonaceae.